Messenger RNA from Naegleria fowleri, 13758 nucleotides. RefSeq lists its product as uncharacterized. The transcript is spliced from 3 exons. Gene Ontology annotation, molecular function: dynein intermediate chain binding; ATP hydrolysis activity; minus-end-directed microtubule motor activity. Gene Ontology annotation, biological process: microtubule-based movement. Gene Ontology annotation, cellular component: dynein complex. The coding region runs from base 1 to 13758 and encodes 4585 amino acids. The record is from RefSeq and is a predicted model, not a curated record. NCBI's taxonomy places the organism in Eukaryota, Heterolobosea, Eutetramitea, Acrasida, Naegleriidae.
AUGUCAUCAGGGUAUAACGACAAGCGUUCGGAGUGGUUGUUUGAGAAAAUUGCAGAUGCGUUUCAUAUGGAUAAGGAAACGAUAGCAAGUGUUGGAAGAACGAAUGAAAAUGCCGAAUUAAUUGGAUCUUUCCUGGAUGGAGUUGGUAAUUCCAAGUGUUUGCUUUGGUUCUUCUUCAGUCAAGGUGUGAAUGACUUUUCCGAUUUUGAUGAAACCUUGACUGCAAGUUCUGCGAAUACAUACUCAAAAGCUCAAACAGUCAUAUCGUUUGGAACGGCGGACACUGAGAGUACAGUGGCAUCGUUGAAAUCGCCCAGAAGCUCCUCCGACGGCCCAGUAUUCCUCGUCUCAACAGACUUUAAUGCACACCCUCUCAUCAAUAAUGCUAUUUGUAUUUAUUUUGUGAAAGAAGAAAUCACGACCAUCAUUACAAUGAAUAAUAUCGAGGACCUUGCAAUGGGAGUAAUAUCCGGAAGCAAAGGACUCAUGAGGGAACUCAAAGAUCGACUUGAAAAUUUAUAUGUUCCUCAACUAAGGAAACAAACAGACUGGGGAGAGUUGUCACAAUCUAGUGAAAAGAAAGAAGAAAUUAUUGAAUUUUUGGAAAAUGUUGAAAACUUUGUACAAAAUGUGAGCGAAGCAAAAAUCGCCCUUGAAUCCUCCAUACGAUUGGAACCACCAAAGAAAUUUUCUUCCAUUGAAUCAAAACCAAAAUCCUUCUUGAAAACUGCUUUAAAUAGGACGGACGUCAUUUCUUCCUUUGAGGAAGCAGUUUCGACGUGGAUGGGAGACAUUGAUGCGCUCCUCAACGAGGUGACCGCGGUGAGAGAGGAGGACGACGAGAGUGGGCCAGCAGCAGAGCUCGACUAUUGGAAAUCAAGAAUGGCGAAAUUUAACAGCAUUACAGACCAACUGAGAGGAAAAGUUUGCAAAACUGUUCUAAGCGUUCUUAAAGCAAAAAAAUCGCCCAUUCUUGCCGGAUGGAAAAAUAUUGACAUGAGAAUAACAGAUGCAGCUAACGAAGCAAAAGACAAUGUAAAAUACUUGUAUAUAUUAGAGAAGUUUAGUGAACCAUUAUACAAAAGUGAUCCAGUCCAAAUGAUUAAUACUUUGCCAGCUCUCAUCAAUGCCAUAAAGAUGAUGCAAAGUAUUGCCCGAUAUUACAACACUUCAGAGAGAAUGACAGCCUUGUUCGUUAAAAUUACCAAUCAAAUGAUUAUUUGCUCCAAAAAGUAUUUGAUGAAAGAUGGUCGUCUGUGGGAACAGGACACGGAAAAAUUAAUUGAAAAAUUCAAAGCUUGUAUCGAUUUGAACGAGGCCUAUCAACAUUAUUAUAGGAAAACAAAGAGCGAACUACAACUCAAUCCCUUCGGAAAGCAAUUCGAUUUUAGCGAAAGCGCAAUUUUUGGGAAAUUCGAUCAAUUUUGUUGGAGGAUACAAAAGCUCAUUGAUUUAUUCACAACAUUUAAUCAAUUUUCCUAUCUACAAAAGAGUACGAUUGAAGGACUGGAACCAAUUUUGAAGCAAUUCAACAAGAUCAUCACUGUAUUGAAGAGAAAGAAAUAUGACUUUUUAGAUUACCGAAAAACUAUUUUUGAUAAUGAUUAUGUAGAGUUUAACAAUGAUAUUACCAAGCUGGAGAUGGAAUUAAUGACCUUCAUUAACAACAGUUUUUCUGAAGCAAGAACCACACGCCACUCAUUAGAGCUAUUGGAACAAUUCAAAAAGGUUCUCAAGCAAGAAAAUUUACAACGAAUACUGGAAGAGAAAUACAGAGCCAUUUUCAACAACUAUAGUAAAGAUGUGGAGAUGAUAAAAAAUAUUUAUGAAGAGAAAAGUAAAAGACCAACACUACCAAGAAAUGCACCACCAAUCGCAGGUAAUAUAGCGUGGUCGAGACAAUUGAUGCGAAGGCUUGAGGAACCUAUGGAGCUUUUCAAAAAAACUCCUGCCAUUCUCGAUUUAAAAGAAUCCAAAAAAACAAUCAAGUUGUACAACAAAAUUGGAAGAGCCUUAAUUGGAUUUGAGUCGUUGUGGAUGGAAAAAUUUUAUGAUGCUCUGGAGACUGCUCGAGAGGGACUAUUGGCUACGGUUCUUGUUGAACAGGGGAAUCAAUUAUAUGUCAAUUUUGAUAGUGAUUUGAAAAUGUUAAUGAAAGAGGUGAAAUAUCUUCAACUCAUGGGAUUAGAUUUACCUGAAUCAGCUAUCAUUAUAUUUAACCAACAAGAGAGAUUGCUCUACUUGGAAGAAGGACUCAAAUUCAUGGUAAAAGAGUAUUAUCGUGUGAUGGGAAUGCAAGAUGAGCUCUACAAGGGAAUAUUAAGGCCCAUGAUCAAGACUCUAGAUGAAAAGAUACGACUCGGAAAAACAACAAUCACAUGGCUCUCUGUUAGAGUGGAUAGCUACAUUGAGGAUGUUAUGAAAUUUAUCAAAUCAAUGGAAGAAACUCUGGAAAAAGCCAAUGACAUUCUUACUUUCAGAAUCAAAUCGAAUAUUGAUUCCAUUACAAAAACCUAUUUGAUAUCAUUCACCAAUGAGGUGCGAUCAAUUCAACAAUUUUUAUUGGACAAUGAGAAAUUUUCCAAGCAAAUGGCUUUGGACAUCGAUAUCAAGAAUCAAGAAAUUGAAUCAGCAGCCUCGGAUCUGAUUUCUAUCAUCACGUUCCGAUAUAUAGAUGAAGAAAAAUCUCAGGUUUCAAAGGAUUGUCGAACAUUUAAAAUCUAUUUCGAAGAACGAAUGCUUGAGGCUGUUUCCAAUUGUUUACGAAGCUCUGUAAAGCAUUUGAAAGACAAAAUUAGCCAGGAUAAGAGAUCCAAUUCCAAACCUGUUUUCAAUGUACAGCUUGCACUGUCCAUUCCAAACAUUGUGUUACAGCCAAGUCUCGAAGAGAUUCAAAAGUGUGUCAACAAGUGUGCAAGAAUUAUGUUGGAGUCGACUCAACACAUUCACAAGUGGAACCAAGACAAAUCGAAAGAAAGAAAGAAUAUAUUUUCUCAAAUAGGAGAAGACAAGACAACUAUCAAAGGUUUUUUGCAACUCACGGGAGCCAUUGCCGGGCUUUCUAGCAAGCUCAACGUAUUCAUUGCAAAAUUUCAGCAAUACGACUUUUUAUGGAAGCAAGAUCGAUCUGAAUCGAUAUCUUCAUUUGUUGAAGGAACAACAUCUGGUGCUUUCGAGGACGAAAAGAAAGUUCCACCUUCACUUGAGGACUUUGAAAAGAAAAUCAAAUACUUUUCAGAUCUCGAGAAGGAGCUUCAAGACUUGGAACAAUACCACCAAGAGGGAUCUUUAUUGGUUGAUUUGAAACCUAUCAAGACAGCUCUCACAGUUGAGGCAUCACAGUGGAAAUUCUCGUAUGGCCAAGCAUUGAAUUUGAAAGCAAAAGCUGAAAUGGAAAGCCUGUUAACCUAUAUUGAGGAAACUACAAAUAACUUAAAGAGAGAUGUCUCUGAUAUUGAAGGAAUUAAUAAUGUCAUGAAUGUUUUAAAUGAGCUUCGUGAAAGAGAAAGUACAUUCGACUUGGCCAUUAAACCAAUCAACGAAGCAUAUGAAAUUUUGAAACUGUACAAUAUUAAGAUUUCAAAGGAAGAAUUGGAACAAGUUGAAGAUAACGGCUUGGAAUUCAAAUGGAAGGCACUUAUUGCUCUUUCCAGAGACGUCAUGUCAAAAUUCCAAAAAAUUGGACCUGGUUUUAGGAGAGACCUCGAACAAAAAGUUAAAGCAUUCAAGAUUGAAGUCGCAGAGUUUAAAAAGCUUUACGACGAACAAGGUCCUAUGGAAAAAGGAAUCAAUCCUAGAGUUGCUAAAGCGAGACUAACAUCAUUCAAGAGUGCCUUCGAUGAAAAGGUGAGAAAGUGGAAAACAUACUCGAUGGGAGAGCGCCUAUUCAAAAUGAAAGAAACUGAAUAUCCUGACUUGGUUAAAAUUAGCAAAGAAUUGGAUUGGCUCUCUGGAUUGUAUGAUCUAUAUACGGAGGUUAUUGUCACAGUGAAUAGCUUUGAAGAUGUUACAUGGAAUGAAAUUGACAUUGAAGAAAUGUCCACUGUAUUGAACAAUUUCAAUACCAGAUGCAAGAAUAUGCACCCAGCGCUUAGAAAAUGGGAUGCAUACAUUGAAUUGAAAGACACGAUCGAGAAUUUCUUGAACACUUUGCCCUUAUUGGAAAAACUAAAUCAACCAUGUGUCACACAACGCCAUUGGAAGCAAAUUUCUGACUUGUGCAAGAGAUCUCUAGACUACAAAAAUCCAGAGUUUAAAAUUAGAGAUAUCAUUGAAGCCAAGUUGGUGGACCACAAAGAUGAUAUUGAAGAAAUUGUAAAUGCAGCCAACAGAGAAUUGAAUGUAGAGAAAAAGCUGGAGGAAAUCAAAGAAGAAUGGAAGUUGAAAAAGUUUGUGCUUGGAGAUUUUAAGAAUCGAGGAAAGCUUGUUCUCAAAGAUACACAAGAUUUAAUGCAAAGUAUUGAAGACACCCAGCUUGCUCUUUCGACCUUAUUAGGCGAUCUCUACAAUGAACCAUUCAAGCCGGAAAUUCAACAAUGGAUGGUCAAAUUAUCUGUGACUCAAAGUGUUGUUGAUGAUUGGUUACAGAUCCAGUCGCUGUGGAUUUACAUGUUUUAUGUUUUCACCGGAGGAGACAUUGGUAGAGAACUACCACAUGUAUUCAAAAGAUUCCAAAAUGUGGACAAGUCCUGGGUGAAAAUCAUGUCAACAGCCGAAUCAGAACCCAAUGUUAUUAAGCUCUGUUAUCAUGAUGAAAUGCUCAGAGAUUUGUUGCCUCACUUGAAAACACUUCUUGAAAAAUGUCAACGAGACCUUUCUGGAUAUUUGGAAAAGAAGAGAAUGUUAUUUCCAAGGUUUUAUUUCUUGUCAGAUAAGCAAAUUUUAGAAAUUCUUGGACAAGGAAGCGAUCCGUCUUCCAUUCAGAAACAUUUACUCAGCAUAUUCUCUAACAUUGCAGAAGUGGAAUUUGACUCGAGACAAAAGAAUCACAUUAUUGCCAUGAAAUCAUACGAAGGCGAAUAUGUUCCACUCGUAGAACCUGUUAUCUGCGAAGAUAACAUUGAAGUUUGGCUCAACAGGCUGGUUUCAGCCAUGCAGGAAACAGUUCAUGAAUUGGCAAGAAAUAUGAGCUCAACCCUUCUUUCAGAUUUGGCUGUGGUUGAAAAUAACUCUUACGGUAGAGACAAAUUGACCAAAUUUAUUGGUGACAUUCCUUGUUCUCAGCUUGCUCUGUUAGGUCUCCAAUUGUUGUGGACUUGGGACAGCGAGAUGGCCAUUCGAAAUUCACGAGACAGGUCAUCAAUGACGAAUGCUAAAAAGAAGUUUGAGACCAUCUUCAAUCAUUUGGUCACCCUCACAACCAAUCCAAAACUAACAGCUCUUCAAAGAACCAGACUAGAAACUCUCAUCACCAUUCAUAUCCAUCAAGUAGAAAUAUUCCAAGAGUUAUUCAAGAAGAAGAUUAAAAAUGUGAAUGAAUUUGAGUGGACAAAAAGAACUAGGUUCUACUGGAAAGCAGAGCAAGACAAGUGUGUCAUUUCAAUCACAGAUGUUGACUUUGAAUAUUGCAAUGAAUAUCUUGGAUGUACAGAAAGACUUGUCAUUACUCAAUUAACAGACAGAAUUUAUAUUUCAUGUGCACAAGCGAUGGGCAUGUUUUUGGGUGGAGCACCAGCUGGUCCAGCAGGUACUGGAAAAACAGAAACUACCAAAGAUAUGGGAAGAACAAUGGGCAAAUAUUUCAUUACGAUCAAUUGUUCAGAUCAAGGUUCUGUGCACUCCAUGGGUACAACUUUUAAAGGUAUUGCUCAAAGUGGAGCCUGGUGUGGUUUUGAUGAAAUUAACAGAGUGAAGCUUGAAGUGUUGAGUGUUGUGGCUGCUCAGGUUGCAUGCAUUUUCGAUGCCAUGAGAAACAGAGCCUCAAAAUUUACCUUCACGGAUGGAUCUGAACUUGUUCUCGAUCCAACAUGUGCUUGCUUUAUCACAUUCAAUCCUGGCUAUGCUGGACGUACUGAACUACCAGAAAACAUGAAAGCAUUGUUUAGAACUAUUGCAGUCGUUCAACCUGACAGAAGAAUUAUUAUGAAAGUACGAUUGGCUGCUUCAGGGUUCUUGGAAAAUCAACCUCUCUCAAAGAAAUUUGACAUGUUGUACAAACUUUGUGAGCAACAAUUGUCCAACCAAAAUCACUAUGACUUUGGGUUGAGAAACAUCUUGUCUGUCCUUCGAACAUGUGGAGUUUCCCUUCGAUCUGAAAACUCUGGAGAAAAGGGUGGUAAUGAAAUUAAAAAAGAUGAAACAAAAGUACUCAUGAGAGUUCUACAAGAUAUGAACAAUUCCAAACUUGUGGAUGAAGACUCAACCUUAUUCAAAGAAUUAUUGAAAGACUUGUUCCCCAAUGAAACAUGCAACGAUGCCCCAGAUGCUGCCAUGAGCGAGGCCAUAGAUUCCGUCAUUGAAAAGCAUGGACUUGUUAACCAUGGACCUUGGAAAUUGAAAGUUUUACAACUCUACGAACAAUACAAGGUGCGUCAUGGUCUGUGUUGCAUGGGUCCCAGUGGUUCAGGUAAGAGUGCUGCCAUCCAUGUGCUCUGUGAAGCUCUUGGAAAAAUUGGCAUUCAAACGAAAAUUAAGAAGAUGAAUCCAAAAUCAAUUACUUCCGAACAAAUGUUUGGUACUCUCGAUAAAGGAACAAACGAUUGGACCGAUGGCAUAUUUACAUCUCUGUGGAGAGAAACUGCCGACAAGAAGAAGGAAUAUUCUUGGAUUCUAUUGGAUGGGCCUGUAGAUACCAUUUGGAUUGAAAACUUGAAUACCGUUCUGGACGAUACCAAAUCAUUGACGCUUGCCAAUGGUGAUCGAUUGAAUAUGCCAAAAACUUUGAAAUUGGUAUUUGAAGUUGGUAGCUUGGACAAUGCCUCUCCUGCAACCGUUUCAAGAAUGGGUAUGGUUUAUAUUGGUUCUACUAUUCUUGGAUGGGAACCUGUGUUCCUCUCUUGGAUUAAGAAGCACAACAAGCGUCCAAACAAUGAGAUUGAAAAGCUCACAAAUCUUUUUACCAAGCAUGUCACGGAUAUUCUCACCUUCAUUGAGAAUGAAUGUUCUCCAUCAAUGCUUAUUGGAAAUGCAAACAUUGUUGCUACCACAUUGAAAAUAUUGGAUGGAAUGUUCACAAACUUUACACGAAAAACCUUUUCUGAUUCAAUGAUUGAAAAGCUCUUUAUUUUCGCUGUGAUAUGGGGUAUUGGUGGCACGUUGGAGAGUCCAGAUCGUAUUAAGCUUCAUACAUUCCUCGAAAAAGAAUGUAAAUUGUCAAUUCCUUCUCUUGACUCGGGAGACACAAUCUAUGAGUUCACUAUAGAUGAGAAUGGAGAUUGGAGAAACUGGAAGUUCAAUGUCCCACAUUGGAAAUAUCCAACCGACUAUGAGCCACUAUUCAAUAGCAUUUUAAUUCCUACAGUAGACAAUGUAAGAACCGACUUUUUGAUUCAAUUGAUGGCCAAGCAAGAGCAUUCUGUCCUUCUUAUUGGUACCAGUGGUACUGCUAAAACAGUCACCAUCAAAAAGUAUCUCAAUGAAUUAGACAAGAACAAGUUCAAGAAUAAGUUAAUCUCCUUCUCGAGUGCCACUACACCUGGUAUUGUGCAGAAUUCAAUCUUUACCUCUCUCGAAAAACGAUUAAGUAAUAAGGUGUUUGGACCUCCUCUCGGAAGAAAAAUGUUUAUUUUCAUUGAUGAUAUUAACAUGCCUGAAAUCAAUGAAUGGGGAGAUCAAAUCACAAAUGAAAUUGUCAGACAAGUUAUUGAGGAUGGUGGAUUCUAUUCUCUCGACUCUAAUAAUCAAUGGUUAAAGAUUGUGGAUGUCCAAUUUUUGGCUGCUAUGAAUCAACCUGGCCUUGGUAAGAAUGAUAUUCCAGAUAGAUUGAAGAGACAUUUUGCUAUUUUCAAUUUAACUGUUCCUUCUACAAAAUCAAUUGAUCACAUCUUUACAACCAUUAUUGAGGGUCACUAUUGUAAAGCAAGAGGAUUCUCUGAAGAAGUCAUUCAAUGUGCUUCUACCUUGCCAGAGCUCACAAGAAAGUUAUGGAUGCAAACCAAAGAGAAGAUGCUUCCAACACCUAACAAAUUCCACUAUGUAUUUAACUUGAGAGAUUUGAGCAGAAUUUUCCAAGGAUUGUUACUCGGUAAGAGUGAAAUUAUUCAAAAUCAUUUGGAUUUGCUACAUUUGUGGCGCCACGAAUCAGAUCGUGUAUUGCAUGAUAAAUUCAUUGAAGACGCAGAUCGUGAAUGGUUCCAAAACACAUCUAAGGGACUCUUAAAGGAACACUACGGCGAAGACAUUGCGCGAGCUGUAAAAUCAAAGCUCUUUGUUGACUUUUUGAGAAAAGCUGAAACUCAUGACGAGAAUGUGGUGAGCAUGGAUGACAUGGACUAUGAGGCUCCUCCACCAGAAGAUGAUCCAAAAAUUUACGAACCUGUCGAUGACUAUGCACUUCUCUAUAAUCGAUUGGAUGAGUUACUCAACAAGUACAAUGAAAAACAUAAGAAAGAACCUUUGGAUAUUGUACUUUUUGAUUUUGCAAUUUUACACAUUACAAGAAUUUCGAGAAUUAUUCGAAGUGAAAGAGGAAAUGCAUUGUUAGUAGGAGUAGGAGGAAGUGGAAAACAAUCACUCACCAAGUUAGCAUCCUACAUUGCUGGAUAUAAAACCUUUAAAAUUCAAGUCACAAAGAACUAUCAUGUACAGGCUCUGCUUGAUGACUUGAAAAAGCUGUACAAAAUUGCAGUGUUGGAAUCUCCAGUUACUUUCAUAUUUACCGAUAAUGAUAUUAAGGACGAACAAUUUUUAGAGUAUAUCAACAUGAUGCUUACAUCGGGAGACAUUCCAGGUCUUUUCACAAAAGAAGAACGAGAAAUGAUGAUUGGAGAGCUGCGACCCAUUGCCAUCAAAAGUGAUCCAUCGUUUAUGGCAACUCCAGAAAAUUUGUUUAACUUUUUCAUUGAUCGAGCAAGAGAUAAUUUACAUAUGGUUCUAUGCUUCUCUCCAAUUGGAGAUCAAUUCAGAAAUCGAUCAAGAAAAUUCCCUGGAAUUAUCAGUGGCUGUACCAUUGAUUGGUUUGAUCCUUGGCCAAAAGAAGCUCUCAAGGCAACGGCUGACAAAUUUAUUGGUAAUUUCGAAUUAUCGACAACUGAUAACAUUAAGAACAGUCUGGUUCUAUUCAUGAAAGAUUUGCACUACAGUGUGAAUGAGCUUACCGUAGAGUAUUUGAAUAAGUAUAGAAGAAAUACCUAUGUCACUCCAAAGACCUAUCUUUCUUUUCUAAACAUUUAUAGGAAGAUUUAUGUUGAAAAAUUACAAGAAAUCGAAAAGAAGAGCAAUAACAUUUCGAAAGGUCUCGAAAAGCUACAACAAGCAAAAGAAGAUGUACGAGAGAAAGGAAAAGAGUUAGAACAAAAAGAAAGAGAGCUACAAAUUGCACAAGCAAGUGCUCAAGUGUUGGUCGAUAAAGUACAAAAAGAAACAAAGGCUGCAGAAGAGCAAGGUAAAGAAAUUCAAAAGAGAAAAGAAAAGCAAGAAAAAGAAGUGAAAAUUGUCCAAAAGGAAAGAGAUGAAGUCACUCAUGAUCUCAAGAAUGCUGAACCUCAUCUCCAAGCUGCAGAAAGAGCUUUGGAUAAAAUUACCAGCGCCUCUUUGAGUAAGAUUAAAAAGUAUCAGACACCUCCAGAACCAAUCAUGAGAGUCAUGGACACCAUUCUCAUCUUCAGAGGUCUUCCAAUUGAUAAGACUGAAAUUGAAGAACGCUCCACAGAUCCAAAGAACCCAAGAAAGAUUUUGAAACCAUCCUGGAGAUAUGCCAAAGAAAUGAUGAACAAUAUCAACUUUAUGCAAAGUUUGUUGAAAUUUGACAAAGACUCAAUCAGCGACGAGCAAGUGGAAUUAGUUGCACCAUAUAUGGAUGAUCCAACUUUAACCGUUGAGAAUGUCUUGAACUCCUCUGAAGCUGCUGCUAGUCUUUGGGAAUGGGUACAAUCCAUGGUCAAUUAUCACAACAUUGCCAAAGUGGUCGAUCCAAAGAGAAGAAAAGUCGAAGAAGCAGAGACCAAGCUGCAAAUAGCUCAAGCCCAAUUAAAGGAAAUGGUUGAUGAAUACGAGGAAAAGCAAAAAGAGCUCAGAGAACUCAAUCGACAACUCGAAGAAGCCCUCAAUCACAAGAAACAAUUGGAAGAUGAUGCACUACAAACCAGAAAAAGAAUGGAAGCUGCUGAAGCAUUAAUUCAUGGCUUGUCAUCUGAAGAAGAAAGAUGGAGAAAGGAUCAAAAACAAUUCCAACUGGAUAUUCAUAAUUUAAUUGGAGAUAUUGCCCUAGCUUCAGCAUUUUUGACUUACUCAGGUCCUUUCAACCAAGAAUUCAGAAGUACCAUCGUUGAACAGUUAUGCUUUGCUGAAUUUAGAAACAGAGGAAUUCCAUUUUCUGAAAAAGUGAAUGUCAUUGAUUUCAUCGCACAUCCAACCACAAUCGGUGAAUGGAGAUUACAGGGAUUGCCAAACGAUGACUAUUCCACUCAAAAUGCUAUCAUUGUCACAACAGGUACAAGAUAUCCUUUAUUGAUUGAUCCUCAGGGUCAGGGUAAAGAAUGGAUUAAACACAAGGAAGUGAAUGAUCUUGUUAUCACAACCCUUUCUGCAGACAAUCUGAAGGAAGAGUUAGAAAAAUGCGUUGCCACUGGUCGACCACUCCUCAUUGAAGAUAUUGGAGAAGAACUUGAUCCAAUUUUGGACUCUGUUCUCGAUAUGCAGCUCAUUAAAAAAGGUAAACGACCAAAGAUUAAGAUUGGAGAAAAUGAGGUACCUUUCAAUGAGAACUUUAGAUUGUACAUUACGACCAAAUUGCCAAAUCCUAGAUACACUCCAGAAAUGUUUGCAAAGGUUUCAGUCAUUGAUUUUACUGUCACUGCCAUUGGUUUGGAAGACCAAUUAUUGGCCAUUGUCAUUAACAAGGAAAUGAUCGAAUUGGAAGAUAAAAGAACUUCCCUACUCAACGACAUCCAAGAAUGUAACGAAAUCAUGGAGCAAUGCGAAAAGGAAUUGCUUGAAAAGCUCAGUGAAAAUCGUGAAAAGAGUUUGGUGGAUGAUAGUGAAUUGAUUGAUAUCCUCACGAAAACCAAAGAAAAGAACAGAACCAUCAAAGAAAAACUCAUGAUCAGUGAGGAGACAAACAGAAGUAUUCAGGAGGCAAGAGAAGAGUUUAGGCCUGUCGCCAACAGAGGAAGCAUCAUGUACUUUGUGAUUACAGAACUCAGUCUUAUCAAUUGCAUGUAUCAAGUCAGUCUCAGUCAAUUUAUCAAACUUUUCAUACAAGCCAUCGAUGAAUCAGAAAAGGACAGAAAUAAUAAGGUGAGAAUUGACAACAUUAUUAAUUAUGCCACCUUCUUCAUUUACAAAUACGUACAGAGAGGUCUGUAUGAAAAGCACAGAAUUGUAUUUGCACUACUUCUUGCUCUCAAGAUUGACCUGAAGAAACCCAAGUCCAAAGGAAAAGGAAUUACCAUGAAAGAAUUCAACUGUUUGAUUCGAGCUGGUAACGCACUUCAAAAGAGUGAUGCACCCAAAAUUCCAUUUUCAUGGAUUGAAGACAAAACAUGGCUCAAUAUUUUCAGCUUGACCAAAGCGGAUAUUCCUGAAUUUAGAAACAUUCACCUCCAAAUUGAAAAUAUCGAAGAUCAUUGGAAGAAAUUCUACUUUUCUGCAAGUCCUGAAAAUGAGCCAAUUCCUGACUUCUCCUCUCUCAGUACUUUCCAUAGAUUGUUACUCAUAAGAUGUAUUCGUAUGGACAGAACCAUGAAUGCUUGCUCAUCCUACAUCAUUGACACACUCGGACAACAAUUCGUCGAUUCAAUUUCUUUAAAUCUGGAAGAAACAUGGAAAGAAUCGUCUCCCAUCACACCCAUUGUUUGUUUACUGUCACAAGGUUCUGAUUUGACUGGAUCUAUCGAAAAACUUGCACAACAUUUGAAAAUGCCCAUAGAUAGAGUUUCAAUGGGUCAAGGUCAAAAGGAAAAGGCUCAAGAAUUGGUCAAGAAUGCCAUCGCAAAUGGUGGUUGGGUUUUACUACAAAACUGCCACCUCGGAAUUGACUAUCUCGAAAUACUAGAAAAGACACUACUUGAUCUCUCAAAGGAAGAUUACAGUGACAAAUCAUUCAGAGUUUGGAUUACAACCGAGCCAACUCCUUUAUUCCCUAUCAACCUCUUACAAAUGUCCAUCAAGGUCACAGACGAGCCACCUACAGGUAUAAGAGCUGGUUUAGCCAAAGCUUACAAUUGGCUCACUCAAGAAGCUCUCGGUGAAGUUCCUGAAAAUCGUAAAUUGAUUUAUAGCACAUGUUUUCUUCACUCGUUACUCAUUGAAAGAAAGAAGUUUGGCCCUCUUGGUUGGUGUGUUCCUUACGAAUUCAAUCAAUCUGAUUUGGAGUGUUCUCUUCAUUUCUUAAUUAAUUACCUUAAUGAAAAUGAUAUCAAAAAGAUCCAAUGGAAUACUAUUCGAUACAUGAUUUGUGAUGUACAAUAUGGUGGAAGAGUGACUGAUGCCUAUGACUCUGUUCUCUUGAGCAAGUAUGGAAACAAAUUCUAUGGACAACACGUCUUCUCGAAAGACUUUACAUUUUAUUGUGACCGUGAAAAACAGAAAGUAUAUGAAAUUCCAGAAAAGGCCAAAAUUGACGACUAUAGAAAGUACAUUCAUGACACUCUACCAUUCUUCGAUCCACCAGAAGUUUUCGGAUUGCAUCAAAAUGCAGAAAUUGUUCACAACGAACAAAAGACUAACUUUGUUUUGAGUACUAUUCAAGGUAUUCAACCAAAAGAAUCUGCUGCAGGAAGUGGAGAAACCAGAGAAGACAUUGUCUUGAAGGAUGUUAAAAGUUAUUUGGAGAAAAUUCCCGAAGAAUACGACAGUAAGGAACUUAAGAAAUACUUUAAGAAAAUUGAAAAUUCUAAAAAGGAUAAUGGUGGUGCAAAUAAUCCAAUGGUCAUUUUCUUGAAACAAGAAAUUGAUCGCAUGAAAAUUGUGUUAAAACUUGUGAGAAGACAUUUGCAAGAUUUGAAACUUGCCAUUGCAGGAACUAUUGUCAUGAGUGCAGAACUUCAAAACAUUUUCGAUUCUCUCUAUGACGCCAAAGUUCCACAGCCAUGGCAAAAAGUGUCAUGGGAAUCCCAUAAAUUGGGUGUUUGGAUUGAACAUUUACAGAAACGACAUGAACAAUUUAUGAAUUGGUUACAAAAAGGUCAACCCAAGCUAUUCUGGAUUUCUGGCUUUUUCAACAUUGCUGGAUUUUUGACAGCUGUCAAGCAAGAAUCCACUCGCAAACAUGCAGGAUGGUCUCUCGAAUCCGUUUCUCUCAAGACUGAAAUUACAAGCAAAGAUGCUCUCAAAGACAGUUUCAAUGCACCCGAAGAUGCUGAAGGAGUCUUUGUUUAUGGUUUGUACUUGGAAGGAGCGAUUUGGGAUCGAAAAGCCAAACAAUUAGCUGAUGUUCCAUCUUCCGAGUUGAGUUUGGUUCACGAAUUGCCAAUUAUUCAUCUCUCAGCCAUCUCAUCCAUGCAAGGCAGUGAUAUGGGACCCAAAGAGUAUGUGUGUCCAGUCUAUAAGAAUCCAGACCGAACUCAUCGGAAUUACAUUUUUGAUUUACAUUUAAAGACGAGUGAUGAUCCGAGCAAGUGGACCUUACGGGGAGUAGCAGCUCUAUGUUCCAAAGUUUAA